Molecule: messenger RNA, 2139 nt
Organism: Colletotrichum fioriniae
Lineage: Eukaryota; Fungi; Ascomycota; Sordariomycetes; Glomerellales; Glomerellaceae
Source: RefSeq, a predicted model, not a curated record
AUGAGCUCCGGCCUGGUCCCGCGGGACGGGACACGCGACGAGCAAGACCCCAUGCUAGGCGUCAGAUCGUCGUCGGAGACUGAUGUGGAGGAUCGCCUGCUUCCCGACUCAGCCGACUACAGCGAGAAGGGCCACUACCGACGCCAUGCGGGCCACAAGAAGACGUUUCGAUGGAUCAUGGUGCUCACUUGCGUGUCCAUCCUGACACUUAUUCCCUUCAUUUUUGCCCAAUUCUUCAAUGUACAGACGAAGGACCGGCCGGCGGAACCGGCUCACGAUGAGGACAACCAUGAAGAAAGCCCGCCGCCGCCGCCGCCACCACCACCACCACCAUCGGCGGACCCAGUGCCGGAACUGACGACGACGAUAACGCCAACAACCACUUCGUCCCUUGUCCCUACACAAACACCUCAAUUGGAGCUGACGCCUGAUCAGCAGUUCAAUCUGCAGACAGGAUUCCAGGUGUCGAACGUGACGUCGAUGCGGGAGUAUGUGUUCAACAUCACGCGACAGCAGCACUCACCCGACGGAUUUGAGAAGUCAAUGAUCCUCGUCAACGGACAAUCUCCCGGCCCUCUCAUUGAGGCAAACACGGGAGACACCAUCCGUGUCACGGUGCACAACCAGAUGUUGAAGGAGAGUACCACGAUUCACUGGCACGGCAUUGACCAGAGAAAGUCGGUCUGGAUGGACGGUGUCUUUGGCGUCAGCCAGUGUGCCAUUCCUGCCGGCGAGAGCUUUACUUACGAAUUCAAUGUCACUGACCAGCGGGGCACGUUCUGGUGGCACGCUCAUGUUUCAGUCCAAGUCACUGACGGACUCUUUGGGCCAUUGAUCAUCCAUGACCCGGAUGAAAAGAUCCCCCCUGUCGAUGAUGACAAGAUCGUGAUGCUCCUCACUCAGUACCUAAGCGCCAAUCCACCUUGGGCCCCUAAGAAGCCCGGCAGGGAGCCUCCUCCUGACAAUGUCAUCAUCAACGGCAAGAACACGUUUAACUGCUCCAGUAUUGAAGGCCAUGAUGCAAACAAGGCCAAGUCAGGCGAGGACCACAACGGCCAUAACAUGGAGAACAUGGGAAGCCACAACACGCCGAGAGAUGGUGCGCCUCCUCCCAAGUGCACAUGGGGUUCCCUCUUCAAUACGCGGGUUAAGAGCGGCUCAACAGCUCGUCUGCGUCUCAUCAACCACGGCACAUCCACCCCGAUUUUUGUCACGGUUGACGAUCACCCUCUGCAAAUCGUCGAGAUUGACGGCGUCGAGGUUGCUCCGAUCGCCACAUCCCGUGUGUACAUGAACCCCGGUCAACGCUACUCCGUCCUCGUCCAUGCCAACCAGACUGCCGGAAACUACCUGAUUCGUGCCGACGCUGCGGUUCGGUGCUUCCAUAUGUCUCACAAGAACCAUAAGGCGGGCAUGAUGCACGGCACACCUUUCGGGGCCACCGCGAUCCUAUCGUAUGACGAGACGGACCUUGGCGUUCCGCCGAUUGGCAAGGCGUGGGAUCUUAACGCCAACUCUAACCCUGGUGUAGGCAAGGAGCCGUGGGGAGACAGGUGCGAGGACUUGCCGCACAACCUUCCCAAACCUGUUAGAAGCAGGCCGGCCUACGACGUUGGCGACAGGAACUAUCAUUACUUCACGUUCAAGCAGGAGCGCGUCAACGAUGUCGUUCGCACACAUGUCAAUGAUACUCUGUAUACACCUUUGACCGACGAUGCCUCGCUAUGGAAGGUCAUGCAGCAGGACAUUACACCAGAGAACCUGAACUCGCCUCGGCCGAAACUAGACUUCGGAAAGGAUCAAUUCGUCUUGGUGUCCCGGGAUGACAAAGCUGCCCAAAUUGUAGUUAACUCAGACGCUAUGAUGAUAGGCCAGAACUUCCAAGUCAUUGGUUGGGGCAACGGCCUGUUCGGAGCCAGCAAGACUACAUGGAACUUUGACAACCCAAUGCGCCCUGGUAUGUUUGUGUCCAUUGCUCAGCGAAUGGGCGAGCUCGCGAGCAUGUUGGGCACAUUGGACGCCAACGGUGAUGCCGGUGCCAUCAAGAAGAAAUUCUGCCCCAUGGCCAAGGCACAAUCUGGUGCUCCUCUCGCACAGCCCGUUAAGACUGGGGCACCUAAACCGCCUCGGACCCUUUGA